Rubroshorea leprosula is the source of this 2610-nucleotide messenger RNA. The record is from the annotation of a GenBank genome assembly. NCBI's taxonomy places the organism in Eukaryota, Viridiplantae, Streptophyta, Magnoliopsida, Malvales, Dipterocarpaceae.
GUUUCUGCUCUUCUUCUUUCCCGUCCCCUGCAACUUCCCGAAAGCCCCUCCAAGCCGCCAGCACCAGCCUUGAGAAACCUGUAGGAAAAGCUUGGUUUUGCCUUCCUUUUCUUGUUCAAAAACCAAAUUUGGAGCCUUGAAACCUUCCCCCCUCUCUGCAGAAAUUCGGAUCUGCCUUGCUCUGCUCCUCACCGUCGGCUGCUCCUGCUUUGUGGGGGUGAAUUGCUUUGAUUUUCUGAUUGCGUGAAUUGCCCCUACACUUGCCGCCGGCUUCUGCCCCUGCCAAGUCCGGUUCUGCAGCUGGAAAUUCUGGUAUGUUGACAGCUCCUCCAAGCUUGAAAUCUCGUUAAUUGGUUGCUGAAUUUUGUCCAUUUAAUUUGCUGCCUUGUGAUGUCCGAAUUUGGCUGAAAAAUGGGGAUGAAUUUCGGUAACUUAAGUUAUGUUUUAAGCUUGGUUUAGGUAGAGAAAUUAGCUUGAUUAUGGGUGCUGUGAUUUUUGGAGAAAAUCCCGUGAGAAUAGGCUAUGGUUUUGCCAAUUUUGGAAGUUGGAGUACUGUUCAUGCGUGAUUACUGUUCACCGGCACUGUUUAUGGGUUCUUGAUCAUUCUGUCAGUUUAGCACUAAGAUCGAGUCUUCGAUUUUAUGCGAAUUGAGGUAAGUAAAUUUAUGCCUGUUUUGUCUCUGAUGUGGUCAUGUUAUUAAUGACCCUGCUAGUGGGGGUUAAACGCUAGCACAUGUCGACAUGUUAGUGAUAAAGCCGGUUUGUACGAGUGACCUUGCUAGUGGGGAUUAUACACCAGCAAAUAGUGUGUCUACCAGUGGGAGGUUUAUAACACUGGCCAUGACCUAUAGAGGAGAUGUCUAUUUCAUUCUCAUAUUGUAUCCGUUUUUCAUGAUUACACUUGUUGGCAUGCUAUAAAUUUAAUUAAGAGCUAUUCAUAUUUUACUUACUGAGUUUAUCUCAUAGUUUUUCCUUGUCCACUAUUUCAGGAAGUGAAACCGAGGACGGGGAAAUCACGGGCAGUGACGAGUUAGAAGGCUAGCCAUAUUGUAAUUGGAUAUGAAAUUUUAGAUAUAAAUCAUGAUUUUGUAAGCUAGAGUGUAUUUGGAGAUUUUAUGAUAUGAGAACCAAUUUUAUAAUUUUUACUUCAGAUUUUGUGAUUUCCUAUUGAAAGACUUGUUGUUGGCCGCCUAUCCCUUGCCCUUUUGGUCUUGAGUCUCCAUCUUCUGUUCCUCCAUAUCUUACUCAAUUAUUUAAGCUAUGGCUAAGACUUCAUCAUAGGUCUUUAGCAUUUAAGGAACCACCUUGUUCCCAAUGGAAGCUUUCAACCCUUUUUGAAACUUCCUUGCCUUCCUAGCUUCAUCAUUAACAAAGUAAGGAGCAAACUUCAGAAGAGAAUUGAACUUAGCUUGAUAUUCAUCAACAAUCAUGUCAUCUUGCUUCAAGUUCAUAAACUCUAGUUCUUUCCUCUCUAAAAUAGCUUCAGAAAAAUAUUUUUGAUAAAAGGCCCAAACAAACUUGUCCCAUUUGAUCUCCUCCCCUGUCUUAGUGAACCCAUCUUGAACACCUAUCCACCAAUCAUUAGCUUCACCCUCUAAUUAAUGUGAAUAUUGCCAACUCCACUUUUUGCUCAUCAGUACACUUCAAGAGCUUGAACAUCUUUUCUAGUUUUUUAACCUAAGACUCAGCCACAUUGGGAUUAGGAACUCCCUUGAAGUUGGACCCGAUUUUGCUCUUCUUCUCGCUGCAGCGACCCGAGGAAAAAAAAAAAGGGAAACCCAACCAUGCUUGGAAAAUUGAAACCGGAUCUGCUCUGCUUUGCUCUGUCCGCCGGCUGCUCUUGUUGUGGGGGCGAAUUGCUUGGGUUUUGGGUAAGAAACAGCCAUUAAAUCCCUUUGUUUUUCCUUGAAGUGGUUUGGGUUUACUUUAAUUGCUCUUGUUCCUCCAAUUUUUGGGUAAAUCCGUGAGUUUCUCCCCUGCACUGCCGCCGGCUUCUUCCCUUGCCAAGUCCGGUUCUGCAACUGGAAAAUUUAUGGUAGGUUGGCUUCUCUAAUUCUCGAAAAUUGGUUGAUUAGUGGCUGCUUUGUGAUGUCUGAAUUUGGCUAGAAAAUGGGGAUGAAAUUGAUAGUAAUUAGACCAUGAUUUAGCUUAAUUCAAGUGGGAUUUAUGUCAUUGAGUGUUAAUUGCUUGUUGUGAUUUUUGGAGAGAAAAUCCUGUGGAAUUAGCUAGUGUUUUGGCCAAUUUGUGAAAGUCGGGGUUACUGUUCACGUCAGGGUACUGUUCACGGGUAUUGUUCACCAACACUGUUCACACCCUGAGGGCCAACAGUUAACGGGGAUUUAAGUGAUCAGUUUGUGAUAUAAGAACGAAUUUGGAGAUAUUUGAUCAUGUGGAGAUUGAUAGAAAUAGCAUUGUGAUUAGGAAUGAUCCUAAUGAUGAUUUCAGCUUGAAUUUGUGAUAGUUCGGUAUUAAUUCUGAGGUGUUUUGAUUAGGUUCCCGAUCGUUCUGUCAGUUAGUGUGUGAAUUGAGUGCUCGGUUUUAUGCAAGUGAGGUAAGUAAAUUUAUGGUAAUGCCCGUACUGUUUUAAAAGCAUGUUUUGAUUUGUUUUGA